Rana temporaria (common frog) is the source of this 688-nucleotide messenger RNA. RefSeq names its product BBSome interacting protein 1 (gene BBIP1). The transcript is spliced from 3 exons. NCBI's taxonomy places the organism in Eukaryota, Metazoa, Chordata, Amphibia, Anura, Ranidae. The coding region runs from base 223 to 435 and encodes 70 amino acids. The record is from RefSeq and is a predicted model, not a curated record. Gene Ontology annotation, cellular component: BBSome. Gene Ontology annotation, biological process: cilium assembly; receptor localization to non-motile cilium.
GACUUUUCAGUGAAAGUUGUAUUUACCGGCCAGAUCCCCCAGUCUGUGAAUGUGACAUAGAUCGGUGUUUUCUGUAUACUGCGGUCGAUUUAAAGUAGUUCUUGAUUUAGAAAUAUAGAUCCCAUGAUGCAAUGCGAGAGGCUCACGCUGGACGUAGUGACGGCGGAUGUUGCUUGGCAACAGGUCUGAAGCACGUCUUCUGCGGGGAGAGAGAUCUCCAGGAUGCCAGAAGUAAAAUCCAUGUUUCGGGAGGUGCUCCCCAAGCAAGGGCAGCUAUUUGUUGAAGACGUCCCCACCAUGGUGUUGUGUAAGCCGAAGCUUCUACCUCUAAAGUCGGUAACGCUAACAAAGCUGGAGAAGAUGCAGCGCGAUGCCCAGGAAGUCAUCCGCCAGCAGGAAUUGGCUCAGCUGGAUCAGCAGAAUGCCCAAACCUGACCAGUCCAUCAGAAGGGGACUGCGAAUGGAUUGUGACCCUCCUGUCUCCACAGAUGUAUAGAUAUUAUUAUUAUCAGUUUAGAAUGCACAAACCUGACCCAUCCAUCAUAGAGGGACUACAGACAGAACAGAUCUUCCCUCUCUGUACAAAUGUAAAAGUGCUUCUUGUAAAAUGCUUAGCUGCUGAGUAUUGCUUCUGGUAUUCUUUUAUUAUGUAUUAUUUCAGAAUCAAUAAAAAAUAAUCACAUAUCUA